AUGCCUCAGACUUUUACCUCUAUUGCUAAGAUGGGUGACUUCAUUUUGAAGUCGCCAGCUUUGUCCAAAGUUGUUGUCCCCGUAGCCCACCAAUUUGUUAAGUUUGCUGGUUACAGAGAAAUGGGUUUGAGAUUCGAUGACAUAGUUUCGGAAGAGAAUGAUCUGGUCCAGAAGGCUUUGGCGAGACUACCAUCCGAUGAAUCCUACGCUAGAAAUUUCAGAAUGCUCAGAGCCCAUCAAUUGUCAUUGACGCACCAUUUGUUGCCAAAGGCGCAAUGGGUUAAGUCGGAGGAAGAUAAGCCAUACUUGUUUCCUUACUUGUUAGAAGCUGAGGCUGAGGCAAAGGAAAAAGAAGAUUUGGACAAUUUGGAAUUGGUCAAAUAA
Messenger RNA from Lachancea nothofagi CBS 11611, 384 nucleotides. Lineage: Eukaryota; Fungi; Ascomycota; Saccharomycetes; Saccharomycetales; Saccharomycetaceae. The record is from the annotation of a GenBank genome assembly.